Molecule: messenger RNA, 2727 nt
Organism: Bemisia tabaci
Lineage: Eukaryota; Metazoa; Arthropoda; Insecta; Hemiptera; Aleyrodidae
Source: RefSeq, a predicted model, not a curated record
CAAGACGAGGACCGUGGUCGGUGGACGUCGUCCAGAUAGGUUUUCCAUCUUGGAGGCGUCGCGUCGCGUCCUGGUCGUAUCCGCGUCGUCCAGGCUCAACAGACCCACGCGCGUCCCUAGUCCUCGCGCCAGGGGCUUCACACCUCCGCUCCAAACGCGCACCCGAAGUCCCUCGACUAAAAGUCUCUCGACUAACAGUCCCUCAACUAAAAGUCCCUCGACUAUAAGUCCCUCGACUAAAAGUCUCUCGACUAACAGUCCCUUACAACAUCGAAUAACUUCCAACUCCGAAAACUUGUGUGGUUUCCCAUGGACGAACUGUGCAUCGUGUGUUUCGUAUGAUCCAACGCAAGUUUCAUUUCCAUGAUUGUGCUUCGUCGGUUAGAAAUCUAGCUUUUGAGAAGGUUCGAGCGACUCCCGCUGUCGGAAAGUAAAGCCCUCUCUCGAAUCUCUCUCGAAAUUUAAACCGAGUGUUCGCGCGUGUAUCCCCACACGCAAAGAGCUGCAAUCAAAACGACAUCGUUGGUGUAUUUUUGUGGAAAAGUGCGCGAAAUUCAUCUUUCAGAACGUAGAUUUUCAACCUAGGCGAGUUCGACGCGGACGGUGUGGAAUCCGGUAAAAAAAAAUCGAAGUACGAUCGUGAAAUUUUGAGCGGAGUGCUUGAUGAGGGUUUCGGUGUGUUCGGACGGGAAUUUUUACGGUGGAUCCGGGUUCGGAGCAUAAAAACUCGAGUCUAAGUUUUUGUCGGGCGAGGAUCCGUCAAGAGAGUGUGUCAUCGCGAGUGGAAGAGACGGGGUGGCUCGUGCUGCGGAGAAGUGGACGACUGCGGGUGAUAAAUUGGAUGCACGCAGACUGCCCGGACCGGAGCGGCUAUAGCGCCACGGCCACGGGGGAAGAAGCAAGGAAAAAUCCACACACUUAAUUAUUUCACUCCGAGUGGUCUUGAUGAAGUGCCCCGACAAAAAAGAGUGAGACGUCACAAGAUGCCCAGCACCGACAGGCGCUCCGAGUGAUCUCCAAGAGCUGAAACGGCGGUACAAUCAACAAAUAAACACCAAUAUUUGACGUUAUGGGCAAUUGAUGUCGAACUGGUCAAAAAAUCACCCAGAAAAAGAAGAAGAAGAAAAGGAAAAGAAAAGACCUCCAAAAAACCAAGAUCUAAACCGUAUAAAAAUGUAGCCUUUAAGAUCUCAACUCCCAAACCAAUCGAUACUCAAACCACCCUGAUUAACAAGCAACCAUUGGCAAUCCUCCCAAACCGUCAACAUGUUAGUCAUCCUGAAAAAGAGGAUAAUUUUCGUAAAUAUCUACGUUUUAUUCGUCGUGUGUGACGUCAGCGAGGCGGAUCGCCAGAGCGACUCCGAUCACGUGAUCAUCACCCACCUGGGUCCGAUGCGCUACGACCCGAUACGGGAGGACCCCCUCGAUCUCAAGUCCAAAACAGGGGGAUACUUCAAAGCUGAAAUCUUCAGCGUCCCGGUCAACGACACCGACGAGGCUUCCGGCAAGACCCACCAGAAUGCGCUGAGCUCCUCGGCGACGGUCCCCGUCUCCUCCGGCUACAAAGUCAGCAAGGAGCAACCGUCGAGGCACAGAGGCGACCCCUCCGGGGACCGAGAGAUCUAUUCCCGGAGUGGAGGCAACGGCCAGAAGAUGGACAGACUCGGCGCGACGUCACAAAAACGGAUAACGCGUCGGGCGUACCACACGAUCUCGACGAAGUCCCGGCGGCAGUCCAAGGAGCCGGAGAACGGGGGCGGGGGUGGCGAGGAGCAGAUCUCGACCGGGCCGAUCAGGAUCACGUCGCCGGACGAGGGGGUGAAGGUGGACGGGUACCUCAAGGGGGAGGUCAUCACGGGGCUGGGGCGACCGACGAAGCUCAAGGUCGAGGACCCGCCCCCUGGGUGGAAGCCGCUCAUCAAGCCCGGAGGAUUCAACUUCGAGACCAAGUCCAAGCUCAGGGACCAGGACGCCAAGAAACGCCUCGGACCGACGUCGGGCGGCCUUAAUCAGCUCUCUGGGAACCUUGAUUCUAUGAGGAAUUUCCCACUUCGACGGAACCCACUCUCGAAGGUCUACGGCUACCCGUCCAUCGUAGAGCUUCCUCCGCAACGAAACCUGUACAUGGAGCGAGACCCGAUGCGCUCUUACGGCCCCGGCUUCUACUCAAACUACUAUCCGGCGGACCGGCUCAACCAGCAGAACUACUACUUCAACGGCCAAGGCUUCAACGGGACCGGGCUCGUACCCACCGAGCGGUUCCGGAACCGCUUCGAUCUUCCCAGCUCUGGGUUCCGGAACCCGGGUUCCUUCGGCUCCCUGGGGCCCUCCCCGCGCUUCGGCUACGCCACCUACUACCCGACGGACCUCGAGAACGAUGACUUCUACUCGCGGAUCCGGUCGCCCGGCUUCGACACCCGGUUGGAGUUCCCCGCGUCCAAGUGGACUUUCAAAACGGACCUGAGCAGACCCAACCUCCCGGUGACCUUCCCAGGGCAGUCCAGGGAUGCGGGAGGAUCCAAUAGAGGACUAGGGGGUGGUGGAGGUGGAGGGGGAACUUUUGCGGGAGGGGAGGGGGCAGGGUUCGGCGGGGGUGCUGGGGGUAACGGGCAGGUGUCGAAGAGCUUCCAGGAGGUGAAGAACAACAACCAAGACAACAACCAGGUCAACAUUCAGCGAACGAUUGAUACUCAGGAGAACUUCGGGACGAAGACGGACUUCUAUUAA